UUUGAGCGGGCAAAGCAUUCGUUUCUGCAAGGCAGACGGUGUGAAACGAAUAGCAUUGCUCUUAAUUCCUCUCUCUGGUUCUGGAUAUGGAUAUGGAUCUCGGAAGAGUGACUUUGUGGCGUGGGACCCGCAGUGUUAAUGUUCGGCACAUGGACCUGACACUGGACAACAUUUCCCGGAUUUUUAAGCUGAUCCCAUCCACAAUUUAUCUAAUAAAGGACGGUGGUGAUGUCCUACUGCCCAGCACCACAGGCUACAUCGAUGAUGAUGACUUACAUCGAUGUGAGGUCUGUGGGGAUGAGGAGCGGUCUGAAGCGGUUCCUGUUCCUCCUGCAAGACAGCCAGCCUUCACCUUUAUGACAAGACCAUCUACAUCCACCGGACAUGCUGGGCCCCCUACCCCACGUCCUGCCAAACUUUUCACCAGGAAUAUAUUACUUGGAAGGGUGGAAAGAGGCAGCCUGACGAUAGAUGGUGCCUCACUCAUUGUGGAGUUCAGCCUGGCUGAUGCCACAAUUCCAGCAAUGUCUGAAAAAGUGAGGAGGGAGCUGAGGAGCGAUAUGGACAUUGUUCUAUGCGAUGGACAUGGGAACAAGUUAAAUGCCUUGUUCACUCGAUCCUUUGAUGAAAUUAAAUGUUUUAUUCAGGCAAGCUUCAACUCUUUUUCAAGAGGCCUAGCCUUCUGGAGACAAAAUGCCAGGAAGGUUGUUGCUGUCCCACAACUGGACUUUGAGGAGCUGCAAAGGAGGAAGAAGAGGAGGAGUGGUGUCACAGAGGAGAGCCACAUCACAAACAUGGAGGAGCUGGUCCUGGCAGCAGAACAGCUGCCAGCAAUCACCAAAGCCCUCCAAGACCUCGGACAAUUUGCCAGGGCCAAUAAAGUUAGCACAAUAGCCUUGACGGAUGAGGAGGUGGCAUCAGUCAAGGCCACAUUCAAAUGCGUCAUAUGCAGAGAUCCAAUGAGGAACCCUGUGGCAAGCUCAUGCUGCCGUGGCCUGAUAGGUUGCCAGGUGUGCAUUGAUCAAUGGGUGGCCCAUGAACCCAGCUGCCCAAAGUGCCGGGAUGCAGACUUUGUUACAAAAAUGUUUGAAAUGACAGGCAUGGAGGAGACUGUUCAGUUACUCAAAGACACUAUUCGUGAUUGAUUUUUUUAAUUUUCUUUUGUCCAUAUUUGGUCAUUGUUUGCGUUAAUGGUUAUAUAUGGUUCUUGUUGUUACUUGUUUAAGUUAGUUAAAUAGUUCUGUUGAGAUGUGUUAUGUGGUCGGAAUAAAUGACAUUGUGUUUGCA
This is a messenger RNA of Melanotaenia boesemani (Boeseman's rainbowfish), 1287 nucleotides long. RefSeq lists its product as uncharacterized. The coding region runs from base 87 to 1145 and encodes 352 amino acids. The record is from RefSeq and is a predicted model, not a curated record. The transcript is spliced from 8 exons. NCBI's taxonomy places the organism in Eukaryota, Metazoa, Chordata, Actinopteri, Atheriniformes, Melanotaeniidae.